CUUGGAGGUGAAACUCGAAAUCUCCGACCGCAAACCCAGAUCUCAAACCCCCACAACCUCCAAGCCCAUUGCUAGAAGGUGGCAAGCCGAGGAUGUAUCUGGUGACGGCUUUGUUGUAAGACAGCCAGCACUGCAAUGCCGCGCCCGGAGGCCUCGGGCCCGCCUGCCAACUACUACGACGCCACCGAGGCGGCCAAGUACACGUCGAGCAGCCGCAUCAUUCGCGUGCAGGCGGAGAUCGCCGCGCGCUGCGUGGAGUUGCUGAACUUCCCGGCCGGGGCGCGGCGCCUCGUGGUCGACGUCGGCUGCGGGAGCGGCCUCUCGGGCGCGGCGCUCGAGCGCGCGGGCCACGCGUGGGUCGGCUGCGACGUGUCCCGCGACAUGCUGCGGGUCGCGGCGCGGCGCGCGGCGCGGGACGACGACGGCGGCGAGGCGGAGGACAUGGACGACUCGGAGGAGGAGGAGGAGGAGGAGGAGGAGGAGGCGGAGGAGGAGAACGGCUCGGAGGAGGAGGCGGACGGCGGCGCCGGCGACCGCGCCGCGAACGCCACGGCGGAGCUCCUCGAGCACGACAUGGGCCUGGGCCUGCCGUUCCGCGACGGCGCGUUCGACGGCGCGGUGAGCGUCUCGGCGCUGCAGUGGCUCUGCUACGACAACGACGCGGCGUCGUCGGCGCCGCGGCGGCUGAACCGCUUCUUCGCCUCGCUCUACCGCUGCCUGCGCGCCGGCGGCCGCGCGGCGCUCCAGUUCUACCCCGAGAACGACGCGCAGGCGGCGCUCAUCGCGGCGGCCGCGCAGCGCGCGGGCUUCGCCGGCGGCGUCGUGGUCGACUUCCCGCGGUCGACCAAGGCGCGCAAGCACUACCUGUGCCUGAGCACGGAGCGGCGCUACCGCGCGCCGGACGCGCGGGACGCGGCGGGCGCGCCGCAGCGCCGCGGCGGCGGCCGGAAGCGCGGCCGCGACUGGGUCCUCGACAAGAAGGCGCACCAGCGGAAGAAGGGCGGCCGCGUGCGGCCGGACUCGAAGUUCACGGGGCGCAAGCGCAAGGAUAAGUUUUAG
Messenger RNA from Pelagomonas calceolata, 1059 nucleotides. NCBI's taxonomy places the organism in Eukaryota, Pelagophyceae, Pelagomonadales, Pelagomonadaceae. The record is from the annotation of a GenBank genome assembly.